This is a messenger RNA of Entrophospora candida, 537 nucleotides long. The record is from the annotation of a GenBank genome assembly. NCBI's taxonomy places the organism in Eukaryota, Fungi, Glomeromycota, Glomeromycetes, Entrophosporales, Entrophosporaceae.
AUGCAACUUAAUUCUUUAACGUUACUUUUUACAAUUCUUUUUAUUUUAGUUUGUACUCUUCCACCAGAAUAUUGUGAAUUUGGACCCACCACAGAUAAAUGUAAAGAAUGGUUGAAUGAAAAUCACCAAGAUCUAUUUGAGAAAUUAUAUUCACAAGGCAAUCUUGAACAAAAGUUAGCUGGCACAUCAUUAGAAGGUAAAAAAACAAUCAGUGAAGCAGAUGAAAAAAAAAAAGCAAAAGCAGCAAAACUAGAACGUGAACUUAAGAAAAAGAUGGCAUCUAAAAUAAUAAUCACACGUAUUGCAAGAAAUAAACGAAAAAGUGUCACAAAUGUUUAUGGCUUACAUCAUUUUGCAGCAAAACUGUUUGCAAAUAAAUUUGCGUGUGGAUCAUCUGUUGUGAAAAAUAAUCAAGGAAAUGAAGAAAUUGUUGUUCAAGGAGAUGUUUCUGAUGAUUUGUAUAGAUUCAUUUUGGAUACAUGGCCGAAUGUUCCAGAGAAAAAUAUUGAAUUGACUGAAGAAAAACCAAAAAAAUAA